GAUGCCCAGCUGGGAAGCAGGGGGGCUCGGGGCUGGAGAGAGGGAGCCCCCAGAGCCCCCCUGGAUGCGGGACAGACCUAGAUAUGCUGUGCUGAGGGAGGCCAGGCCUGGGGGCCCAGAGAGUUUCCUGGGCUGGGUUCAGACGCUCACUAACCCCUCCUGUUUUACGCUGGCUGGGAGUCGCUCCAGUCUAGAGAACAGGGGCAUUAUUCCCUCUGGGAAUGGAGGCCCCGGGGGUCCCGAGCGAGGGGACUCUCUGAGGGGGCCCAUGGCAGAGACAGGCAGGCUAAGGCUCUGAGAGGUGCGGCUCCAGGAGGUGGAGGGGCUGGACCGCCAAGAGAGUGGACCCCCGAGAAGGGCUGUCGCGCUGAAGGGGGUUCCCCCCACGGACCGCACGGGGCCAAGAGUGGGCACGACCUGGGAGUCCCUGACAGGGGCCCAGGCCCUCAGGGGACAGGGUGUCGGCCACUGUCUUAGAGGAUCUGCCGGCUCCGAUGCAGCCCUUCCCCUCCGGAGAUCUCAACACACUUUACAAAGCAGCGCUACUGUGAUGUCACGGCGGGCAGCUCCUCCCCCUGCACCCACCCACCGCCUCUCCCGCGGCUGGGGGCAGCCAAUGGCAGCCUGGCUACUGCUGGACCUCCUCCUCCUUGGGGCCACGGGCGUCUGGGUGACAGGCUGUGGCUUCCGGCCGGGAUACGACAGCCUCAGCACCUCCCCCGUGCCCCGCAUCAUCGGGGGGCAGAAAAGCCGCCCCGGGGAAUGGCCCUGGAUUGUGAGUAUCCAGACCCAAGGGCACCACUUCUGUGGGGGGAGCGUCAUACACUCCUGGUGGGUGCUGAGCGCGGCCCACUGCUUCCACGACAUCCGGCCCCAGGACGUGAGGGUGGCGGCCGGCAGCGUGACCCUGGGCGUGGGCGGCGUCACCCGGCGGGUUCGGCGGAUCCUGUCCCACCCCAGCUACAGCCGCACCACGUACGACUCGGACCUGGCCCUGCUCCUGCUGAGCCGGCCCCUGCCCCCCGGCCGGGGCCUCGGCCUCGUCUGCCUGCCCGGGGAGCUGGACGAGGAGGAGGACGCCGGGCAGUGGGGCAGCUGCUUCGUGGCCGGGUGGGGCACCACGGAGUACGGGCAGGAGCGGGUGUCGGGGGUGCUGCGGGAGGCCGGCGUGCGGAUCCUCGACUGGCUACGCUGCAUGUGGUGGAUGGGGGCCCUGACCCAAAACAUGGUCUGUGCCGGGCUCGAGGAGGGCGGCCGGGACGCCUGCCAGGGUGACAGCGGGGGGCCCCUGCAGUGCCAGGCCCCCCGGGGCUCCCCCUGGUACCAGGUGGGCGUCGUGAGCUGGGGCCGGGGCUGCGGGCGGCCCCAGCGCCCGGGCGUCUACACCCGCGUGGCCAACUACCGGGCCUGGAUGGAUGAGGCCACCGCCGCCGCGGGGAGACCCCUGAGGCCCCAGCAGGCCACGCCCACCCCCCCGAAGGCGGAGCCGGGGGUCACCGGAGGCGGGGGGCCCCGCCCCUGCCCGUGGCGGCCCCUCGGCCUCGCCCUGGGGCUGGCUCUGGGGAGGUGGCUGGGCUGAGUGAGCGAGACGCAAGGCAUGCUGGGAAGAGGACAAGGCCGGCGCUGCAAAGGAUUCUGGGAGGGGAGGGCGACGUUGGCCGCCCUUCGGGGGCAGGAGGGCGAAGGGGCAUUAAAUAUUAUGUGGCGAAAUGGAGAGCGAACUGUUCACUGGGAAUAGGGACCCAGGCGUCCGGCAGGGCAGGGCAGGGUGCCCACCCCUGGGGAGGGGAGAUGGGACCCAGGCA
This is a messenger RNA of Caretta caretta (loggerhead turtle), 1805 nucleotides long. RefSeq names its product serine protease 55. Lineage: Eukaryota; Metazoa; Chordata; Testudines; Cheloniidae. Gene Ontology annotation, biological process: proteolysis. The record is from RefSeq and is a predicted model, not a curated record. Gene Ontology annotation, molecular function: serine-type endopeptidase activity.